This is a messenger RNA of Linum trigynum, 567 nucleotides long. The record is from the annotation of a GenBank genome assembly. NCBI's taxonomy places the organism in Eukaryota, Viridiplantae, Streptophyta, Magnoliopsida, Malpighiales, Linaceae.
AUGGCGGCGAAUCAGGCGGCGGUUGUGAAGCUGGCUCUGGGGCUAAUGGGAUUGUGCUUGGCCGGUUACUUACUGGGUCCCCCUUUAUACUGGCACUUCAAGGAAGGUUUAGCUGCUGUCAGUCAUUCUUCUUCUUCGUCGUCCACUUGCCCUCCUUGCCUCUGCGAUUGCUCCUCUCAGCCUCUUCUCGCCAUCCCUCAAGAAUUGAGCAAUGCCACGUUUGCAGAUUGUGUGAAGCAUGAUCCAGAGGUGAGCGAAGACGCCGAGAAGAACUUCUCUGAGCUGCUGACGGAGGAACUAAAGCUGCGGGAGACUGAAGCAUUGGAGAGUCAGCAGCGCGCUGAUAUGGCCCUGCUGGAGGCUAAGAAGAUAUCAUCCCAGUACCAAAAGGAAGCGGACAAGUGCAAUUCAGGGAUGGAAACAUGCGAAGAAGCGAGGGAAAAAGCUGAGGCCUCAUUAGUAGCACAGAAGAAACUGACAUCGUUGUGGGAGACAAGAGCGCGCCAGAAGGGAUGGAAAGAAGGAGCUGCCACCAAGACUAAGGGAAGCAGCGUCCAAUCUGCGUAA